Molecule: messenger RNA, 1131 nt
Organism: Diaporthe amygdali
Lineage: Eukaryota; Fungi; Ascomycota; Sordariomycetes; Diaporthales; Diaporthaceae
Exons: 1
Coding region: 1-1131 (376 amino acids)
Source: RefSeq, a predicted model, not a curated record
AUGUCUUCCCAAACCCGUGUCAGAUCCCGCUCGUCCGUCGAGCACAUCUUCGACCUGGUCGAAGGUCUCGACGAGGACCAGCUGCACAACCUGCUGCACGAGCUCAACAGCUCCACCGAAACCAAUGUGCCCGUGUCCAAGGGCGUCGAGUACUUUGAGGAGCAACGCCGAGCCCGAGCAGAAGCAAAAGUCCUGCGCCCGACGCCCUCCUUCCUGAACUCACCGCACGAGCCCGUCGACUGGCCGCGUCAGAAACCCAGGCCUGUGAGCGGCUCGCAAUGGCGACAGAGCAUGCGUGUCGUGUCGACGCCCUACGGUAACCUGGGGAGGCACCAGACUGAGCCCAUCAGCCCUCCACUAACCGCCAGCCCACCAUCGAGCCCGCCGCUCAGCCCGCCCAGCACCGAGAGCCCACUCAGCCCGAGGCGGACAGUCACCACGCCCAUACUGCCCAUGGAGAAGUCGGCCAAACACGAGAUCGAGUCACUCCCGCUGCAGAGGCCACUCAGCCCACCGAGACACGACGACGACGGACGAGAGCGCGAGUCACGGCCAUCGCUGCACGAAUUCGGCGGCUUCAGCUUCGGCUUCGACGGUGCCGCCGGACCCUCAGAGCCGGAAACACCACAUCAGCCCAAGAAGGAAGUACGCCCAGUCAGCCCACUCUCGUCGCAGCAGCAGGGCGGCACACCUCCUCCACCACGCGCCGACUUCAACAGGAUCAGCACCAUGCCGCUGCCCAGCUUCGCCAGCGGCUCGGCGAUGGAUAUGCUGCACGACCUGCCGCGGCCGCGCACGUCGACGGGCGACGCCGCCACGACCGCCAACUCCUUCAAGCCCCGCGCGUUCCGCCGCAUCAGCAGGCCGCAGUUCCUCUCGCCCGUCAACAUCCCCACGCCCGACGCCCUCGCCGAGCGCCUGUCGGAGUACUUCUUCGACGGACCGUCGUCGCCGCCCGCGGCCCCCGCGAACUUCUCAGCAUUCCCGACAAGCUCCCGGCCGUCCGAGCCCGAGCUCUCGAUGGAGCAGAUGCUCAAGGAGCCGCAGGCGCCGCGGAGCAAGCUCGUCUUUGGGCGGGUGGAGAAGGAGGUGCCGAAUGUCGGCAUCUUUGAGGUCCUGACGGAAGGCUAG